Molecule: messenger RNA, 1427 nt
Organism: Malania oleifera
Lineage: Eukaryota; Viridiplantae; Streptophyta; Magnoliopsida; Santalales; Ximeniaceae
Product: MLP-like protein 34
Exons: 5
Coding region: 110-1129 (339 amino acids)
Biological process (GO): defense response
Source: RefSeq, a predicted model, not a curated record
UCAACUAGCUUGUCACAUCUGAUAUUGAUCUGCUUUGUUAUAUAAUAUAUAGUUUGUUUGUUUGGGAUCGAUCAAGGCGUGGUGUAACUGCAUAGAGAGAUCGAGGAGAAUGGCUGGGACUGGGAAGGUAGAGAAGUUGGAGGCAGAAGUGGAGAUCAAGGCUUCUGCUGACCACUUUCAUGACAUCUUUAGCUCCAGACCUCACCACAUAUCCAAUAUCUGUCCUGAAAAAAUUCAGGGUUGUGAUAUCCAUGAGGGUGAAUGGGGCAACGAGAGCUCUGUUAUCUACUGGAACUAUGUCCUCGAUGGGAAAGCUUGUGUGGCAAAAGAGAUAGUAGAAGCCAUAGACAAGGAGAAGAAUUCAAUAACAUUCAAAGUGAUAGAGGGAGAAUUGCUGGUGGACUAUAAGAGCUUCAAGAUCAUCGUUCAAGCUACCCCAAAGGGUGAGACCACCUUGGUGAAAUGGACCUUUGAAUUUGAGAAGCUGAAAGAACAUGACCCUGAGCCAAAAAAAUUGCUCCACUUCGUUGUUCAUGUCACCAAAGAUAUUGAAGACCACCUUGAACGUCACGACAAAGUCCAGCCACGAGCUCCUCUAGUGCUAACAAGUGGUACUAGAGUCGAAGGGGUGGUGCAAGUGCAGAGAGAGAGAUCGAGGAGAAUGGCUGCAGGGACUGGGAAGGUGGAGAAGUUGGAGAUAGAAGUGGAGAUCAAGGCUUCUGCUGACCAUUUUCAUGAUAUCUUCAGCUCUAGACCUCACCACAUAUCCAACGUUUGCCCUGAAAAAGUUCAGAGUUGUGAAAUCCAUGAGGGUGAAUGGGGUAAGGAGAGCUCUGUUAUCUACUGGAACUAUGUCCUCGAUGGGAAAGCUUGUGUGGCAAAACAAAUAGUAGAAGCCAUAGACAAAGAGAAGAAUUCGGUGACAUUUAAAGUGAUAGAGGGACAAUUACUGGAGGAGUACAAGAGCCUCAAGGCCACUAUUCAAGCUACCCCAAAGGGUGAGACCACCUUGGUGAAAUGGACCCUCGAAUUUGAGAAGCUGAAGGAAGAUGACCCUGAGCCCAAAAAAUUACUCGACUUUGUUGUUCUUCUCACCAAAGAUAUUGAAGACCACCUUGUGAAGGCUUAAUAUAUAUAUAUAUAUGCCUGUAUAAGUAUUGUGCCAUAAUUCUAAGUCUUGCAUGUAUAAUAAAGUAGUGUUCGGAAUGUCGAAAAUUUAAAUUUGAAUUUAUACAGAUUUGAAAGAAUAUUAUGAUAAUUUUAUAUUAAGUUCUAUUCAAAUCUGUAUCAAUUCAAAUUAAAGAUUUGAAAUCUAUUCCGAAAUACUAUAUAUGUAAGGGUUUGGGAAAGAAGGUUUCUUGUAUUAGUUUGCCCCCUUGUAUGGUAUUCCUCCAUCCAUAAUUAAGUAUAAUGUAUUUUGCUGGUAA